CUUGAGCUCAUGUGGCGCGCGCAUGGAAACGACAAAGUAACGCACAGACAGGACUGUGGAGAUUUAGCCAAAUAACUGGUUUAUCAUAUUUAAGCCGUCGGUCACUGUAUUUUUAUUAUUUUGUUUAUAAACGGUAUUCUCUAAAACUAAGUAGAGCUGGGCAUUGGUUUAUACAGUUAGCUAAAAUACGUCCGUUGCUGUUUUAGGCUAGAAGCUCCUCCUGUAGCUAGCAUCUUUUCGUGGAGCUAGCAGAGAAAAAUACAUCACGUGUGUAUGAAAAUAUGGUUUUGCUAAAAAGUUUGCCUCCUCCUGCUGAGGGAGUUCGGCAUCAGCAGGCCGAGACGACAGCGGUGUUGGACGGGAAGCCACUCGGAACCGGGACGCUGUAUGUAGCAGAAGCGUGCCUGUCAUGGUUUGACAGCUCAGGAAUGGGUUUUUCACUGGAUUAUCCCACCAUUAGUCUGCACGCCAUCUCCCGAGACCUGAGCGCUUAUUCACAAGAGCAUCUGUACGUGAUGGUCAACAAAAAACUCAGUGACGAAAACGAGGCUGAGAUGCGGGAGAAAGCUACAGAAAAUGAAGGCGAGGAAGAGAGCGACAACGACAAUGAAGACGAAGACGAAGUCAUCACAGAGAUCCGAUUUGUGCCCAGUGAUAACGCAGCUUUGGAGUCCAUGUUUUCAGCCAUGUGUGACUGCCAGGCUUUGCACCCUGACCCCGAGGAUGCUGACUCUGAAAACGAGGAGUUCGAAGGGGAGGACUAUGAAGAGGAAGAGGAGGAGGCGGUGGCUGGCCAGGGUAACGUACCUACAUUCUACACAUAUGAGGAGGGUUUGUCACACCUGACUGCAGAAGGCCAGGCCACACUGCAGAGACUCGAAGGCAUGCUUGCUCAGUCUGUCACGCAGCAGUUUCACAUGGCCGGAGUUCGCACUGACGAGCCACAGGCUGAGUUCGAAGAUGGAAUGGAGGUUGACCCAAAUUCUGCAGUAGCUGGACAGUUUGACGAUGCUGAUGUUGAUCACUGAUGCAGUGUACUUCACUGCUGCUAACUGAAGCACUUAAAGGGAUCUAAGUGAUCGGGACUUCUGCUCCAAGUACAGCUGCUGGAUUUCAACACCACUUUUCUUGAAGUCAGCACCAUGUCUGUUUCUGUGUUACGUUUUUGUAUUCUUCCUACAGACAAAAUUAAGUGCUUUCUGUAAGUCGUAUUUGUAUGCAAUGUUAUAGAAUAAAAUGUUUUUUUUUUGUAGAAAUGAUGCCUAAUUUAA
This is a messenger RNA of Clarias gariepinus (North African catfish), 1271 nucleotides long. RefSeq names its product chloride channel, nucleotide-sensitive, 1A (gene clns1a). Gene Ontology annotation, biological process: spliceosomal snRNP assembly; cell volume homeostasis; chloride transport. The transcript has 7 exons. Bases 282 to 1028 code for a protein of 248 amino acids. Gene Ontology annotation, cellular component: cytosol; pICln-Sm protein complex; methylosome. The record is from RefSeq and is a predicted model, not a curated record. NCBI's taxonomy places the organism in Eukaryota, Metazoa, Chordata, Actinopteri, Siluriformes, Clariidae.